AUGGUCAAGAACCUGGUCGAGAAGGGACCUCUCUCGAAGCCCCUGAUAGUCUACAACAGGACUCAAUCCAAAGCCAUCGACCUUGCAAAGACCCUGUUACAGCAGAUAAUUCCUGUAUCAACAGUCAAGGAGGCAGUGGAAAAAGCUACUAUUAUAUUCAUCUGCCUUGGUGAUGACCCUGCUGUCGAGAGUACUAUCGACACUGCCUUGAAAUCAACAGAUGUCAAAGGUAAACUGUUUGUCGACUGCUCUACAGUCUCUCCAGAUACAACCAGGCGCCUGGCUCAACUCCUUGAAUCCUCGGGUGCCUCCUUUGCUGCCUGCCCUGUAUUCGGAGCACCGUCAGCAGCAGAGGCAGGCAAACUGGUCUGUGUCCUUGCCGGGCGCAAGGAAUCCGUUGAACGUGUAAAGCCCUUUUGCACCGGUGUGAUGGGCCACGCUAUCAUGGAUCUAUCUACAAAGUCAGAGGACCCCGGAAAGGCUUCCAUGCUAAAGGUCCUUGGCAACAGUGUGAUAUUCCGGAUGGUUUCUGCAGUCUCUGAAAGCUUGGUUGUUGCUGAGAAGUCUGACCUUGGUGUCGAGUCAAUACAUUCUUUCCUCGAACUCUUCUUCCCGGGGGCGGCGGUGGCUUACUCGAACAGGAUGGUAUCCGGCAUGUAUCACACGCUGGAAGAACCUCUUUUUGCAGUCGACUUGGCGCGAAAGGAUACAAGACAUGCCAUGGACAUGGCGAAAGCUGUAGGUGUCAGGAUGAAAGGCGUGGAGGUGCUGGACGAAGCAUUACAAGCCGCCAAGUAUCAUCCAGGAGCAAAGGGAGAUCUGUCUGCUAUCUACGGCGUCGCAAGACAGGAUGCUGGAUUGAAGUUCGAGAACAAUCAGUUAGGGCAAUAG
This is a messenger RNA of Trichophyton rubrum CBS 118892, 891 nucleotides long. RefSeq lists its product as uncharacterized. The transcript has a single exon. Gene Ontology annotation, molecular function: NAD binding; NADP binding; oxidoreductase activity, acting on the CH-OH group of donors, NAD or NADP as acceptor. The record is from RefSeq and is a predicted model, not a curated record. Bases 1 to 891 code for a protein of 296 amino acids. Lineage: Eukaryota; Fungi; Ascomycota; Eurotiomycetes; Onygenales; Arthrodermataceae.